Molecule: messenger RNA, 2870 nt
Organism: Micropterus dolomieu (smallmouth bass)
Lineage: Eukaryota; Metazoa; Chordata; Actinopteri; Centrarchiformes; Centrarchidae
Gene: snphb
Product: syntaphilin b
Exons: 5
Coding region: 199-2490 (763 amino acids)
Biological process (GO): neuron differentiation
Cellular component (GO): mitochondrion; cytoplasmic microtubule
Source: RefSeq, a predicted model, not a curated record
UCCCCGGGUGUGUGAGCCAGGAUCACCGCGCCAUCCAGCGGAGCUCUUGGCGAAGAACCGCAGGGCAACAAUGAAAACCGGGGCGAUGGAACCGCGAAAGGACUAACAGCGCUCCGGGGAAAGGGGGCACAGGCUGAAGACCAGAGAAAAAGUGAGGACAGAAGAAGCUAGAGGUUGCACAAGAGGCUGUCCGUCCACAUGUCUGCCCCUGCUCCAGGCAAUCGGAGGUCUGGGUUGGGCUCUCGCCGGCGGACGCCGGCUGCACCCAGUAAUAGAGAUCCCUAUGGCAACACUUCCAUCAGCAGCAGCAGCAACUCAGGCUCUUGUAAAGGCAGUGAUUGCAGCCCCACCAAAGGACGUCUUCAGAAGUACACGUCAUGCACAGACAACCAUGGUAUCCGGCCCCCUCCACCAGAACAGUACCUCACACCCCUGCAGCAGAAAGAGGUGUGUAUCCGACACCUGCGGGCCAGGUUAAAGGAAACCAUCAACACUCUGCAAGACAGGGACACAGAGAUAGAUGCACUGAGAGGCCAGCUUUACAGGAUGCAGGAGGACUGGGUUGAGGAGGAAUGUCACCGUGUAGAGGCUCAGCUGGCCCUAAAGGAGGCUCGUCAGGAGAUACAGCAGCUCAAAGAAGCUGUGGACACUGUUCGUGCCAGGCUCAGUGAUGCUGGGGGACUCAGCGGGGACAUAGGGGUCCAGAAGUACUUCCAGGACAUCAAUACUCAGAACCACAAGCUUGAGAACCUUUUGCUUAACAUGGAGCUAGCCCAGGCUGGAUUAGCCAAGGAGGGGGAAGCCAUACCAGGCUGCCGAACCCGUGUUGGGGGCUCGGCACCGGCAUCAGUAUCAGGGGAAAGUCCAGGAGGAAUACCCAAACCAGCUGUAGGAGGGAGAGGGUCUUGCUCCUGCGAUGGUUCCCCAGCCCGAUCUCUGACCCGGAGCUCCACCUACACUAAGCUGAGUGAUCAGGCGCUGGCGGACCGGAACGGCAAUGGCCCGGACUUUCCUUGUUUGUCAGGUGAUGGGACCCAGGACAGUGGCUUUGUGUGCUGUGGGGAGAGCAGCAUCCCCAGCCGAGCCGACCUGCUGCUGGAGGCCGCCUUCCUCUCUGAGGAAACGGCAUCUUUACUCAACUCCUACACGCAGACCUUUUCCCACUCUCUGCCCAACUCUCUGCCCAACUCUCUGCCCAACUCUCUGCCCAACUCUUUGCCUCACACUUUCUCCCAUACCUUACCUCAUUCUUUCCCUCAUAAUUUGUCCCACUCUGUGCCCCACACUAUGCCGCACUCCUCCACCUAUGAGAAGCUGUGCACAGGCGAGCGGUUGGUGCCCUUUCGUUGUGGCCUGGGUGGAGGGGGCUGUAUGAGCCAUCCCUGCCUGUCCCACCACCACCUCUAUCUGCACCCCCUGCGGGAGAUGGGCAUUCAGACGGAAAGCUGCCCCAUCCCUGCAACAGCAGGUGGCCCCUCUGAUUUGGAUACCAUUGCAGAGCAACGCACUUUUCGCUCCCAGGCCUGCAGCCCCACCUCCACCUGGAUGUCUGAUGAGGGGGAGGAGGAGCUGGACUCUAUCACCACAACAUCAGCAACCACAGCAACGGUCAUGAGUGCAGCAACAGAGCCGAUCCCGGUCUCCAAAACACCUCUGGUCCAUCCCAUGCCACGGUCUGCUACUGUGGCGUGUUCAAUGGAAACUCCCCUGUGUGGGGGGGAAGAGGGAGUGGAGGAAGAGGAAAAGCAGGAGAAAGAGAAGAGAGAGAAGGAUGCUGCAGCAACGGAGAAGCAGGAGGAAACAACAGGGAUCCGACUGGCAGAUGAAGGGCUGCAGGCACAGAUUAGCUCAGUGGGAGGAAAUGAGGUGGAAGUUCAGGGUGCAGUGGAGGAGGCAGCACCAGAAUUCUGUCAGUGCGAUUUAGCAGAGACAUCAGCUGGGAAGUUUGGAGGAUGCUGUGGAGAAAGCAGACAGGGUAGGACAACACUUGAAAACCUCAGCGGAGAAGACAUAGAUCUGCCAGCAAGAUCAACCCAGGUAGAGACAGCAGAGCUGCGUCCAAGUCGGCCUGGAUUAUCACCAGAGAUAGAACAGCCUCACACCUCCCAGCCGAGGAAAUCAACCUCCCAUGAGGAGAUAGCUGGUGUCAUUGUAGUGGAGGUGCAUGAUGAGGACGAUGAAGAUGAAACUGAAGAACUAGGUGCCACUGGGGGCGACACAGCAGAGGAUGGAAAUUUGUCUGGCUCUGGGACAAUUCAGAAAAGCUACUGGAGUCGUCACUUCCUGGUUGAUCUGCUAGCAGUGGCCAUCCCUGUGGUGCCAACAGUGGCAUGGCUCUGUCGCGGUCCAGUCCGUGGUGGACAGCCCAUGUAUCAUAUAGGGUCGCUGCUGCGAGGCUGUUGCACUGUGGCGCUGCACUCGCUGCGCAGGGGAGGUGGGUUGAGGCAUUACCCCGCAGGCGGGGGAGACCUGGGCGGAUCACUGAUAUAAGAGGAGAAUCUGUUCAACACCUCUGUUAUCCUUAACUUCGACCUCUCCUGUAUAGGUCUAGGUCCUUAGCUUGUAGGAAAAUACCUGUAAUGUGAGGAGAGCAAGAGGAACAACCUCCCGUCUGCCAUUUCUCAUCAAGAUUAAUAGCUGAGGGGAGCAUCGGGAACAGCAAAUGUGCAUUUAUGACUAAGAUUUCUGACUGGUAAACUCUGUUCUGUUUGGUCCUGCUCCUUAAUGUCUCUCACCCACUGGUCCUUGCUGUUGCUACCAAGAUGUCUGCUAAUACAAAUGACUUGUGCAAAACUAAAUGAGCUGUUUGAAAUGAAUGAUCUAUGCUUGGAUGUUUAAUGCUGAUUGUUUUGUUUUUUAAUGCAGGGAAA